Molecule: messenger RNA, 4196 nt
Organism: Branchiostoma belcheri (Belcher's lancelet)
Lineage: Eukaryota; Metazoa; Chordata; Leptocardii; Amphioxiformes; Branchiostomatidae
Exons: 21
Coding region: 37-4152 (1371 amino acids)
Source: RefSeq, a predicted model, not a curated record
CACAAGGGUAGGGUGAGAAAUCCAGAGAAGACAGCCAUGAAGAUGGCCUACCUUCUCCUGUUUCUCCAGUUGUUGGUGUCUCAUCACUUUACCUCUGCUGCUGUCGUAGUGCCGCAAGUAGGCAGAUCCGAACACAGCCGCAGUCUGUUGGACAGGUUAGUCGACAGCAUACUUACUGACAACGACGCCGAGCUCAACAACGCUCUCAGGGAUGUAAGAGCCGCCAAACGUGAAGCGAAAACACCAGCUGACACCGCUGUCCCCAUGGACGCUCAAGGGAUCGACAUCAACAAAGUCAUUGUAAAAAGGGCGGCCCCAGCUUUCCUGGCCUCGGCAGCGAGCCAGGUCGGCGAGAAGGUAGUGAACCAGCUUGGCGACAGGAUAGCAGAAGGCGUGGUUGAGGACCACAAAGAGAAAGUGGUCAACUCCCUCCAGGACUACUUCGGGAAGCAGCUGGACAGUUUCGACGAGCAGUACAAGGACGUUCUGGGGCAAACCAAUAACUUAGCUGCAGGCUUGAAUCAACCAGUUGAAGAGGCUGAUGUCCGGGUUCUCCCUAUCAGCAGGGGUGACAACCUGGGGAACACGUUUGUGCCCGCUGGCUAUGAAAUCAGCCACAAAUAUCACUAUGCGGAUGAAACGGAUGACGAGCAAGACAGUUCCACAGCCGCAGUUUCAGCCUACAGCUACCCGGUCGGACUGGGCCCCGUUCUUAUGAACGGUUGUUUCGGGACCGGUUACGUCAAUGGAGACCCGUGUUGGGAGGCCAAGAUCCCGAGGGAGAGUUGUCCUAACCUGAUAGACGGCGCGACGUUCCUGGGUGUGGGGUUCGACGGUAGAGGAGAAUACUCCGCAGAUUCCAGGAAGAGAAGCAUCGUACAACGGUCCUGCAACGGCCUGCAAACGUAUGAAGAUCACGAGGUUCCUGACACGAUGACAGUUCAAGGUGUUUAUGACACUGAUGUAGAGUCCAACACCUUUGCCUCUAUGGAGGGGUACAGGGAGUAUCUGGAGCAGAAAUCUGCCGUCACUUCUGCCAAGGCCAUGUUCCAACAGGAGCUGAACAAGGCAGCCGGGUACGGGGCAGGAGGCGGGAUCUUCGGGCUCGGCGGCUCGGCGGGAGGCGGGUUUUCUGACCAGAGUGCCCGGUCUGACCAGUCGUCCAACUUCGGAGCGGGGUCCCAGGCCGAGGGCCGGCUGACCGACAAGAAUACACAGACGUACAUGGCGCUGUUGGAAAUCAACGUCUUCAGGUACGAGAUCUUCAUGGACGAUGUAGAACCGGCCGACCUGAACCUGGCCUUCCUGCGGGACUUCCUCAAGCUGCCGGUGUCCUACUUCUCCAUCGGGGCUGACCAGCAGUUCCAAAACUUCAUCCUACGCUACGGAACACACUACAUUAGGUCGGCCAAGUUCGGAGGACAACUGAAGAUCAUCAAGACCAAGGAGGCCAGCUCAGACCUGUCCAUCCAGGCGUUCUCGGAGAGAGCCCAGACGGAGUGGAAGAAAGCCUUCAGCACCUUCUCUGCAGAGGCGAGUCAGACUAAGUCCAGCAGCUGGUGGCAUGAGCACGAGACCAGGAAGGAGUCCCAGCAAGCCGAGGGAGAGGCCAGCGCUGGUUCAGAGGGAACAGCCACACAGAGCCAGGCCGAGAAUUUGCAUUCGUUUGAGUUCAGUAACGAGAUGAUGGUGGUUCAGGGCGGUGAUCAGCGGAUCGCAGCAGCCAUCACAGAGAUGUACACCUCCUCACUGUCCACGGAGCUCAAAACAUGGCUGGAGUCAAUCAAGGACUACCCAAAGGCCUUCUCCUUCAUCAUGAAGCCGAUCACGUCAGUCCUGGACAUCAACUUCGACUCGCUGUUCCCACAAGGUGCCGUGGACUUCGGCUGUUUGGGAAAGAGUUCCCUGAAGGUUGAAAACGGAACAGGACGGAGAUAUUAUGUCCAGAAGACGACAAAGACCGUGGGAAACACAACUCAGGACAUCUCCGAGGUUCGCUACUGUGACUUCAACCGUGAGGAGGAACUAGCGGAGAAAGUGACCAAGAGGAGGUUGGCUCUUGGCCGUGCCAUCGCUGUUUACCUGGAAGAAGGUCCUCUCCUGAGUACAGACUUCCUCCUCCCAGCCGGAGAGCCUGGGUGUGAGACCGCCACCCUGGCGUACCUGGACGACAGUCACAGUGGCGCGCCGACCUGGGCCGAGCUGGUCAGCGGGGCGGAGUCCACCGUCAUCUUCGACAUGCCGUACGACAUCGCCAGCAUCCUGCAGGCCCGGGAGAUCCUCACGCUCAAGUUUCACGACAACAAGUGGUACUCUGUCAGGACUGGUAAUAUCCCGCAUCUGUACGACGGCUACAACAAUGGAAACAGCAACGAUGUCAACGGGAACAAGGUUAGUGUCCAGGGUCUGGUGCUGACCUACGACGGGGAAACAGGGAUUCUGACGGUGGGCGAUACCGACUUCGAAGCGUCCAAACAAGCCGUUCCCGGGCUUCCCGACUGGGUCAAAGGGCGGGCUGUAGCGAGGGUGGAGUACAAGUCACUGCUGAAACACCUGAGCAACCAGAAAACGGAGACGAAUGGAGACGCCCCUUGCAACAUCAAGUGGUCCAACGCCCACCGGAUCGACCCAACCGACGGAGGGAAGUGUAUCCACUUCACCGCCGCCUCAGAGGGAGACAUCUUCGUGGUGUUUGCCGGCAUCCCUCGCAACUACGAGACGUGGUUGUACAUACAAAUAUCGCCAGAGGGCGUGGCUCUAUACAAGGCCAUGCGAUUGGAAACAACACAGCUGGAGAAGGGCGCCAGUAGCCUGGGAUCGUCCAACCUGUACCAGUCGUACUUCGUCUGCGUGACAGAAGACACCGUGAGCGGGGCAACAUCAGUUCAGUACGGCAAGACGCCUGACAAUGAGGAACGGCCCCAUAUCUGGCUUGACUUCCGGUAUAACAGCAUCCUGUCUCUGCAUUAUUACGCGUUUGGCAGCGGUAUGUACCCGGUCAAGGUCAUGGGCGUGUCCCUGGUGGACCAACCAGCGCAGGACUUCAUCGUCUGCCGAGAGGGGACCGAAAAGCACGACGGGAGAUGCAAACAGCGGUGUCAUCAAGAAUGUGACGGUUGUCGAACGACUGGAUCCGACUCGCCGACAGACUGCAUCGCCUGCCGUCACUUCAGCGUAGCCUACCCGUACAUAGACGGAGGUCCCGGCUUUUCUAAAUGUGUGCCUGCCUGUCCAGAGCACAUGAAGCUACUGGCAGACACUAACAAGUGCAUUUGCAAAAUCAAAUUGGAGGGCAGCAGGGAAGGAGGCCUAGUGGCUUGUGUGGCCGUCUGUCCGCUCACUCACUAUCUUGUUGGAGGCGCCUGCAAAAAGUGCAAUAGCUUCUGCCAAGAUGUGAGCAGCCAAGGGACCCAAGUAUGUACGGGUCCCAACAGUAGCCAGUGUCACACCUGCAAGUACAGAGUGAAUGGUGUCUGUUCGGAAGGCUGCAGUCCUGGACAGAAGGCUGUUAAACAAAGGAAUUGCUGUGGAAGCAUCCUGCGGCAGGAGACAGAGCAGGUUGACCAGUCCACCGGCUACAGGGUUCCCGACGGCUGGACCAUGUGCUACAUCGACCAGCGCGAUACUGCCUACCACAACACCGAGUGCCGGGACCUGCUCCAGGGAAUUCCGCAGUACGGAGACGCCCAACAACUGCUCGCAGCCGGGGGGAACUUCGGGUGCUGGCACGGCCACACCGGCGCUUCUUACGGGCCGGCAUACGCAUCGAAUACCGUCAUUAAAUACAGCUGCCGAGACAACAUCCAGCAAACCGCCAAGAUGUUGCAAUGGGAUACGAGCAAAACAACGUUUGGUGUCUGUAUAAAGGGCAUCACAUGCGAUGAUCAUGACGGCACGUUCCGCUGUGACCAGUGCGCGCCAGGCAACAAGUGUGUGCGAGGGGACGAGUUGCAGGAGUACUGUCCGGUGGGAACCUACAGUAACCAGGACAGGACAGACUGUCCGCCGUGCCCGCCUGGUCAUUUCAGCAACGGUGGAUUGACUGCCUGCUUGAAGUGUCCAGCUGGCAUGAUCCCUAACGCUGCCGCUUCAGGUUGUCUACGUUGCCCUCCCGGUAUGACCAACAACUCGGGUGAUACCAGCUGUUCUUAGAAACCUUUAAAAUCUGGAUACAUUUAACAACUAUGUAGUAAACC